AUGUAUGGUCCCGCCCCCCAUCGGCCUAAGAAGACCAACUUCCGACGAAGCCGUACUGGCUGUGAAUCAUGUCGUAGCAUUAAGAAGAAGUGUGAUGAAGGCAAACCGACAUGCCAACGCUGCGAGACAAAGGGAACAGUUUGCUCAUACGACAGCACCCCGUUGCAGUUCCGCGAUGCCAACGCUUGGGCGGCGCAAAAGGUCAAACAAGUCAGAGGCAACAGGGUUCAAGGUAUCUGUCCGCCAUUCACCCAGAAUCGAAUUUUCCCGAAUGAAAGCACUGGCGCAACUGGGCACCAGGUUGCAGACCCUGUCCUAGAAUCUCAGCCUGAGACUCGCCAGUCUGCACCAAAUCACGAUCUAGCCCAGAUGCCACAUCUCAACAGGUCUCAAUUGAAGGCUGUGAAGAAGACCGAUAAGCAGUCAUCCCGAUACCUUGCACUUCAUCCGAGGCCAAGCCUCCUCGGGGGGUCCAAGGAGGAGUUAUACAUGACUCAUUUUGCCAUCCAUGUGUGCGACAUCCUACCAUCAAGCCUCGAGGCUGUGAGCUCUGCUGCCAAAGGAAAGACUGUUCUUCACAAUGCCGCUAUGGCUAUCGGAGCGGCCAAUUUGGCCAACUUACAGGGAGGCUACACCCGUCACAAAAGCACCGGGCUGCAGAUAUGGAUCCCCAAUCCUCGUCACAGGCUUGAUGCACUGAACUAUGCUGGAAAGGUAUUAUCAUUGGCAACAAGAGGCCCGAGUGUAGGAGUCGAUGUACUUGUGUCAGCCCACAUCCUACUAUCGUUCGUUGAGUUGGAACUGGGGACCUUUGACGGGCUACAUCGAUAUCUCGGCAUUCUGGACGAUCUCAUCUACAAGACAAAAGACAAGCUCCUUGGCUAUGAAAAGGGCCAGGAUUUGUUGGUUGCUGCAGUUAAUUCUCGCACUACACAGAGGUACAUAGUUGGACCUUGGAGCACCUCGACAGCUCCUUCAGAGAGAGAAACCUUUUGGCUUGGACUGGAACGUCAAGUGUUGUCUGACUCGGUCUCUUUCCAAAAAGCGGGCUCUGACGCAUACCUUCUUAUACAGCGCAUCUAUUUGAUCGUCACGAUGCAGCAUAACCGGAAAAGGCCAAGCCCCGUGAUGGAGGCCUUGAUCAAGCAAUUCUUGCCGCUCAUAGCACCCGACCUGGUGCCACGCCACGGCGAGCAACUAUCAGAGCUGACCCUCACACAAGCACACGAACGGUCAAUCGCAGAGAUCAGACACUUGUCGAGGUUGCUCUCAGUUUUGAAGCCUCCUUCGGAAUCUCUUUCCAAACCGGGCUAUUUUGCAGAGCCUGAGGCUAUUCGUUUCGAGAGUCACAAACGCGCAAUGCAUGCUGCAGAUUAUGUCUUCUUCCAGAUUCUAUGUGACGAAAAUCUGGUACGAAAUCGCGCUCAACCGCUAGGGCCCUGUACUCUGGCGAGCGAUGACUGGGUGAUUAAUGACCAGGCGUCACAUUGGCUUCAAAUCCUGAUGCGAAUCACCCGAGGGUUGGAUAUCGCCAAGUGUGCUCACCGAAACAUGUACCGGAGAGGCAUUUGCUCUAUACUUUUCCUAGUAGGGCUCCUGCGUCAAGAUAUGAACGUCUUUGAUCUUCUGGAAGAGGUCCUUGACAAGAUAUUGGCCCGAGGAAGCGGCUGGGAAGAUGCUACUUUCCCGACCCUUCUGGCACGACCCACGAUCCAGGUAGUUCGGGAUCAGCUGAAGCUGGGGAGGGUAAUUCUCUUGGCAUCGACAACGACCGAGGACUUUGACAAGUCUCGCACGAUUGUCUCUAAUCGAUUGGGGCAGGUCCUGUUGGUACACGGGAUCGAAGCCAACGGGGAGCUGUUUGACGACGCGGUGCCGUUGGGUGAUGAGUAG
Messenger RNA from Fusarium vanettenii 77-13-4, 1893 nucleotides. RefSeq lists its product as uncharacterized. The record is from RefSeq and is a predicted model, not a curated record. The transcript has 2 exons. Gene Ontology annotation, molecular function: DNA-binding transcription factor activity, RNA polymerase II-specific; transcription cis-regulatory region binding; zinc ion binding. NCBI's taxonomy places the organism in Eukaryota, Fungi, Ascomycota, Sordariomycetes, Hypocreales, Nectriaceae. The coding region runs from base 1 to 1893 and encodes 630 amino acids. Gene Ontology annotation, biological process: positive regulation of transcription by RNA polymerase II. Gene Ontology annotation, cellular component: nucleus.